Messenger RNA from Medicago truncatula (barrel medic), 1895 nucleotides. RefSeq names its product tubulin beta chain. The record is from RefSeq and is a predicted model, not a curated record. Bases 254 to 1594 code for a protein of 446 amino acids. Gene Ontology annotation, cellular component: microtubule. Gene Ontology annotation, molecular function: GTP binding; structural constituent of cytoskeleton; GTPase activity. NCBI's taxonomy places the organism in Eukaryota, Viridiplantae, Streptophyta, Magnoliopsida, Fabales, Fabaceae. The transcript is spliced from 3 exons. Gene Ontology annotation, biological process: microtubule-based process.
CAAUCCUCCACUGUGUGAUCUCAUCCUCACCCUUCAUUUUCCAAGGGCAAUCAAGUCAUAUGUAACUCUUUUAUUCUUCUUCCAUUUACACGUUCACUUGAUCCAUCCUUCACUAUAAAUAUAUGCAGCCAAACCAACCUUUGCUUCUCCCAAGUCCAAGCCCUGGUAAAGGGGGAGAAUUUGACAGCUGAAAAAUCAGUUUGGUUUCCAUUUUGCCUCUGCUAAGUUAGUUAGCUGAUUAAUAGUGUUGAAAAUGCGUGAGAUUCUUCACAUUCAAGGAGGACAGUGUGGAAACCAAAUAGGAACAAAGUUCUGGGAAGCGGUAUGCGAUGAGCACGGGAUUGACCCCAUAGGACAAUAUAUAGGGAACUCCAAACUUCAACAACUCGAAAGAGUCAAUGUUUAUUACAAUGAGGGAUCUAACGGGCGUUAUGUUCCCAGGGCAGUGUUGAUGGACCUUGAGCCUGGCACCAUGGAUGCUGUCCGGUCCGGCCCUUAUGGGCAGAUUUUCCGACCAGACAACUUUGUAUUUGGACAGUCUGGUGCCGGAAACAAUUUCGCCAAGGGUCAUUACACUGAGGGUGCCGAGCUCAUUGACUUUGUUCUUGAUGUUGUAAGGAAGGAGGUUGAGAAUUGUGAUUGCUUGCAAGGAUUUCAAGUGUGCCACUCCUUGGGAGGAGGAACGGGUUCUGGAAUGGGAACUCUACUCAUUUCAAAGAUCAGAGAAGAAUACCCUGAUCGAAUGAUGCUCACUUUCUCUGUCUUUCCAUCUCCAAAGGUGUCAGACACAGUUGUUGAGCCUUACAAUGCAACACUUUCUGUUCACCAAUUGGUGGAGAAUGCCGAUGAGUGUAUGGUCCUUGAUAAUGAAGCACUCUAUGACAUCUGCUUCAGGACCCUCAAACUCACCACACCAAGUUUUGGAGAUUUGAAUCAUUUGAUCUCAGCAACAAUGAGUGGAGUGACUUGUUGCUUAAGAUUCCCGGGUCAGCUAAAUUCAGACCUGCGGAAGCUAGCAGUGAACUUGAUCCCAUUUCCACGCCUUCACUUCUUCAUGGUGGGUUUCGCUCCCCUGACAUCUCAAGGAUCGCAGAACUACCGUGCACUUACCGUACCAGAACUUACACAACAGAUGUGGGAUGCCAAGAACAUGAUGUGUGCGGCGGAUCCACGCCAUGGCCGUUAUUUAACAGCCUCAGCGGUGUUUAGAGGGAAAAUGAGCACAAAAGAAGUGGAUGAACAGGUAAUGAAUGUGCAGAACAAGAAUUCUUCUUACUUCGUUGAAUGGAUUCCCAAUAAUGUGAAGUCCAGUGUCUGUGAUGUCCCACCUAGAGGCCUUUCGAUGGCUUCGACAUUUGUUGGCAAUUCGACAUCUAUACAGGAGAUGUUUAGGAGAGUGAGUGAACAGUUCUCUGCCAUGUUCAGAAGGAAAGCAUUCUUGCAUUGGUAUACCGGAGAAGGAAUGGAUGAAAUGGAAUUUACUGAAGCAGAAAGCAAUAUGAAUGAUCUUGUUGCUGAAUAUCAACAAUACCAGGAUGCCCCAGUUUAUGAAGAUGGUGAUGAUUACCAAGAAGAAGAAGAUGCUCAAAGCUGAAGAUGUUCUACAAACUGAUGCUUCACAUACUGCAAGCAAGGUUUCGUGGAUAAUUAUAUAUUCACGUUCUUUGGUUUUCUUAAUGUAUGAUUAAGUUUGUGGUUUCCUGCUGUUGUUGUUGGUAGUUCUACUUGUGCUUCGUAUACCUUUUCAUACAAAUGGUACCCUUCAAUAACAGUUUCUUGAUAUAAUGACAGUCACUUACAAUAAGGCCUAACAAUAUAAAGUUAGGAUUGAGCUUUUAAAAUUAAUUUUAAAUAAGCUAAAUGAGGAAGUUUGAUAAGUGUUUCUUAUAAGAAAA